AUUGAUAAUUUAUUAUUAAACCGCUGCAAUAUCUUGUAAUCAAUCAGUCACAAAUAUUUCGCAAACGCAAUAAUUUUCAAACGUUGUGCGAGUCGUACAAAAUAAUUAAUAACACCUGAAACUGCAACCACCCGCAUUCACAAACUUCCGCACUCACAACCGCAACUGUACGUUUGAACCAGUCGGACCCUUAGUAGUUUGAAAAUUGUAUAAAAUGCAUUAACUACCAACUUCCAAAAAUUAUAAAUAUUAUCUUUUGAGUUUUUAGAAAAUAUAAAUAAUACUAAAUUCACUAAACCAAGUUGAUUAUGUUCUUUAAUUUGUGUAUAUCUUUAAGAAUAAGCUUAGCCAAAAAAUAUAAUCAUUUUGGUAUAUUAUUUCUUAUAAUCACUUAUUUUAGUAUAUUAAUAAAGUAUUAUGCUUUAUGCAUGAAAUAAUCUCAUAUGUAAUUUUCUUUUGAAAGUGGUAAUCUCAUUCAAAUUCAAAUACUUUGGUUGUAGAAAAUAUAUGUGAAAAUAAGUUAUGUGAGUCUGAAAAUAAGUUAUGGUGCAGAAAUAAUCUUCCCCCUCCUCCCUCCGCGUAACAAUUGUAUGUCUUUCUCUUAUUAUUACAAAUUUUUAUUUUGAAAUUUCAUAAUGUGAAAUCAACUAAUAUAAAAUUCCCAUACACAUAACAUACGUUUUAAAAUAUAAUAUCACACACAUAUAUAUUUGGAAACAUAUUAUCCACUAUUUCCAGUGGAAGAUAGUAUUGUUUUAGUUUUCUUUGGAACAAAACUUAGGUUACCUUUAAAUUCACAUAUAUAGUCACGUAGAUAAUUUCUUUAAAACAAUUAAAUUUAGUUAAAAUUAACUAAAAAUGUAGAAUAACGCCAAUUUUAACGUUAUGACGUCGUAAGCUAAACCAUAAAACCUAAAUCUUAAAUUCUAAACCUAAACCUUAAAUCAUAUAUUCUAUACCAUAAACUCAAAUCCUAGACCCUAAACUCAAAUUGUAUACCGUAAACCCAAACUGUAUACCCUAAACCCAAACCAUAAACCCUAAACUCAAACCAUAUAUCCUAAACCUAAAUCGUAGACCUUAAAUUCAAACCUUAUAGCGUCUAAGUUUAGGGUUUGCGUUUAGGAUUUACAGUUAAUUAGGUUUUAAGUUUAAGAUUUAGAUUUAGGGUAUACAGUUUGGGUUUAGGGUCUAGGAUUUGGUUUAGAGUAUAUGGUUUGGAUUUAAAGUUUACGGUUUGAGUUUAGGAUUUAGGAUUUGGGUUUAGAGUAUACGGUUUGGGUUUAGGGUCUAGGAUUUGGGUUUAGGGUAUAAGGUUUGGGUUUAAGAUUUACGGUUUAGAAUUAGAAAUUUAAGAUUUCGAGUUUACGGUUUAGCAGGCGGCGUCAACGUUAUUAAAAUUAGCAUUAUUCUUUUUUAGGUAUUUUUUAAAUAAAUUUAAUAUUUUUUAGUUAAUUAUCCACGUGGCCUUUUGAUUGGUACUAGAAGGAGAGGUGAAUUUAAAGGUUAAUUAAUUUAAGUUAUGUUCUUUCUUAAAUAACUGAUUCACUUAUACCAACGCCUAAACUAUUCUGACAAAGUGAAGAAAAGGCAGAAAAAUAAGAGAAAUUAAUUGAUUUUCAAUAUGAUGAUCUAAACCAUUUGGUCAACUUAUCUUUUUUUCUUUUUGAUCAAACUGGUCAACUUAUCUAAAUUUGUAUUCGAGUAUUCUUUUCUAGUAUAUAUUUCACAUUAAUUUGUUGCACGGGAAUAAUUCAAAUUAGACAAGUAACCUAACACAAAAAAAGAACCUGCAACAUUACAACCAUCUCAACUCCCGCUAAUAUUCACACCAACUCCAACAACAACAUCAUCCAUCAUCUUUUAUAUCAACUUAAUCCAUACACACAUUUUUACAUAUAUAUCCACGAUACCCUUUUCAUAUAAUCACCAAAAAUUAUCAAAUACCUGUUAAACCAAAUUUCUCAAUAACUUUUAGAAUGGCUAAGAGCUAUACUCAUUCUGCUUCCAUGGUAGUAGCAGAGAAGAUCUCGUGGUACUGCGCGGUGUUCGCCGCCAUGAUGCUGUUAAUGAGCUGCUGCCACGUAGAAGAGGAGGCCGGUUCCACAAAUACCAACGUGCAGAAACAGCAUCCAUCGAUGAUGAUCGCCGGGUAUUCUGGUCGGCGCCCAGCAUGCGAUGAGAUAUAUGAAGUGAAAGAAGGAGAGACGUUGCAGACGAUAAGUGAGAAAUGUGGAGAUCCAUAUAUAGUUGAAGGGAAUCCUCAUAUACAUGACCAUGAUGAUGUUUUCCCUGGUUUACUCAUCAGAAUCACUCCUUCUUUUUAAUAUCAGUGAUUAUAUAUUUAAUGUAUUAGUAUCAUAUGGAUCUUGUUUUUCUUUGAUGUACUUGUGAGUGUGAAUUGAGAAAUAUUAUAAUCACUCUCGAUCUGAAUAUUAUUUUGUAUAGUACCAGUUUGGUUAUCGUAAGGACUACCUAAUUAAUUACAAAGUUGUCAUUUCGAUCAGUUUGAUGGCUCUCUUCAUGCAAUAGAUGUAACAAUUUGGAAUCGAGCUCAAAGUAUGCAAUCGGUUAAGUGGCCACCGCUAUUAACCGAUUUCAUGAGCUCUCUCGACCUUCUAAAUUCUUGGACUUAUAUAUUUGUUGGAAUAGAAGUGAGUUUGUCUAAGAAAAAGUAUUCUUAAAAUAUUUUUUUUAAUUUUACAAUUAACACUCUUAAACUUAUAAAUAUUCAAAAUUAACUCAUUCAUUAUAUCUUUUGGAAGUUUUUCAUAAAAAUGCAAUAUUAUUUAAUUUAAACAUCUUAUUACAAAAACAUUAAACAAAAAUAAUAAAACAAAGUAGACAUUAUCUAACCAUCAUUAUUAUUAUACUUUUCCCAUAAUAAUCAAUUAAUUAGUGCAUUAUAAAAUGAUAAAUUAUUUUUUAUCUUUGAUAUUUUUGUUACGACUUAAAAAUUCUUGGAACAGUUAUCUUCAUCAUCUGAUAUUUGAAGCAAUCAACAAUAAAAUCAACAAGUUGCAUGUCCAUCCAUUUCGUUUGGACAAUAUUCUAACGAUCUUUGUAGAUCCGGAAGUAAUUUACCAGAAUAUUAAGUUGUUUUAAUAUUAGACCUUAUAAAUAACUUUGACGGAUAAACUAACACGUGUAGAAAAUAUAAGCUAUAACUGGACAAAUUUAUUUACUCAUGUAGAAAACAUAAGCUACAACGGGACAAACUUCUUUAGGGCUGGGCAAAUAAACCGAACCCGAAAAUCCGAACCGAACUCGAUCCGAUAAAAAUGAAUCCGAACCGAUCCGAACCCGACAUAAAUACCGAAUGGAUCUUUUUUAUGGUAUUUCGGGUUAUGGGUAUUAUCCGAACCGAACCCGAAAUUAAAUGGAUAUCCGAUAGAAUCCGAAACAUUCAAAAUGCCCAAAAAGAACUUGUACCAAACAUGAUCUCAAUUCCUGAUAUGUAGCCAAAAUACACUAAGAUAUUAUUAAGCAUCUACAAUAACUAUCUACUGCAUGAAUGUUGAUAGUUGAAAGUGGCGGUUGAAGCUUGAAAUUUUUAGAUUUUGGUUUUAUUUUCAUUGAAUAUUUUUUUCAUUUCAUGAGAAUUUAAUUUUUCGUUUUAUGAUUUCAUUUAUUGGUUUUUUUUCUAUCAAUAACAACGUACCUUUUGUUUGACUUUGAAUGAUCAUGUUUGAUGUUUUUUUCUUAUUUCUGAAUCGAUUUUACUUAUGUUUUGGUUACAAAAUAGGUAUAAAUCAAGUACUUUAAACCCGAAGAACCGAUU
Messenger RNA from Brassica napus (rape), 3781 nucleotides. RefSeq lists its product as uncharacterized. NCBI's taxonomy places the organism in Eukaryota, Viridiplantae, Streptophyta, Magnoliopsida, Brassicales, Brassicaceae. The record is from RefSeq and is a predicted model, not a curated record. The transcript has a single exon. Bases 1980 to 2327 code for a protein of 115 amino acids.